AUGGGGCACAUUCAUGCUCUGUUCUUCGAUGCGACCACCGCGAUCACUCUAAGACCAGUCGUCCUUUUUGCUAUUCUCAUACUUUUCUUUGCGCUGUUUGUUCAGAAGAAUUCUAGCAAAAACCUACCAAAUUCGCCGCAUUUCUUACAUCACGAUGGGAGGUUGAUGAAGACUCUUCCCGGGGAUGCGCGAUACACUCGAUUCACGCACGGCAAGGAACUGUCUAAGGCUGGGCAGGCCAUGUGUGGCGAUGAGCCCUAUCUGUUGAGAAACAAAUCGAAGCGCGACCUUGUCCUCCAUACUCCGGCGCAGAUGAGAGACUUUUUCAAGGGAGAUGGCAAACUGCACACGAAGCAGCAGGAUGCAAGCAUGGGAGCGUACUUUCUUCGCAGUCUGGGCCAGUGUGUAGGAGCGCAGAAUGGACCACGCUGGCACCAAACUCGCUAUCACUUGGAACAGUUCUUCUCUGCUGUUGAGGCUGCUUCAAUGAUCACGGAUUUCCAGCGGGUUUUAAAUAACUGGGCGAAAACACUGCCGGCCAAUGCAGCAUCGCAGCAGAUAGGCGACAGGAAGUUCCUGACCGACAGCGUUGAGAUUUGUCGACAACUCCCUUUUCGCAUGAUUGCGAUGUGUCUUUAUGGAAAUAUGCUAACUGACGAGCGAUUCGAUAUGCUGUGGCGCCUCAACAAGAUCCACGAAAAGGUGACGCAGUAUACCUUCUUUGGCACAUGGGAGAACAUGCCCUACUAUCAUCUGCUUCCCACUACAGCAAACAGAGUGCUGGCCGAGUACGAGGAGGGGUGGAAGGAGUUCAACCUGGAGAUCAUCAGCGCAGCAAGAAAGAAACACGUCCUGUCGAGCAUCACGCAUGUUCCAAGUUGUGGAAUCCGGCGAUAUGACAAUGGACAUGAUGAAAUCCUGUUCACGAACAUCGAUGUCACGUCUGCCCAGUUUGCGUACGGCUUGAUUAAUAUGGGCAAGUCUCCAGCAGCUGGGCGCAGAUUAUACGACGAGGUCAGCACCGUUGCUGUCGAAGAAGAUGAAAUCGACUUUUACGCCCGCAAGGACGAUACAUUCCUGCACAAGAUGUAUCUCGAGAUAUUGCGAACCAACCCGCCCAUCUGGUUUACCUUCCCCGAAACCACCGCGGUCGAGAAACGAAUCGACGGAUUCCUUAUCCCAGCCGGUACCAACGUUGUUAUUGAUACAUUGCGACUGAAUAAAUCGUCUCCUAUCUGGGGAAACACUGGCCAUGAGUUCCACCCUGAACGAUGGGAUCAUAUCACCACUGGGCAGGCGCGGUAUAGCUGGCUUGGAUACGGAAUGGGGCCAAGGAAGUGCCUGGGAAAGAACUUUGCCAACAUCAUCCUGAAGCUGUUCAUGAUAUCGGUCAGUAGGCACUUCACACUGGAUGCAGGAGAGGGGGCAGUUCAGAUCAAAAGGGAUCGGUUUACAUGUGUACCGGAGCAGUUGGUGGCGUUUGAACAGCGGUAG
This is a messenger RNA of Aspergillus puulaauensis, 1494 nucleotides long. RefSeq lists its product as uncharacterized. Lineage: Eukaryota; Fungi; Ascomycota; Eurotiomycetes; Eurotiales; Aspergillaceae. Bases 1 to 1494 code for a protein of 497 amino acids. The record is from RefSeq and is a predicted model, not a curated record. Gene Ontology annotation, molecular function: oxidoreductase activity, acting on paired donors, with incorporation or reduction of molecular oxygen; iron ion binding; heme binding. The transcript has 7 exons.